AUGCAACUAGCGUUUCUGGACUUUGAAACCGCGUUCGACUCCCUUCACCAAGGCCGUCUUCUCAACGCGCUUUGCGCCGAUGGAGUACCAGGAAAGUUCGUUCGCUUCCUUGAUGACAUGAAUCAACGAACAACUGCUGUAGUUCGAACACAAGCCGGAUGUACAACACCGUCUGAAGUGGUAACUGAAGUAAGACAAGGAGCGCUGGCAGGACCAUUCUUGUUCAAUUUCGCCAUCGACGACAUUAUGCGAAGAAUAGUCGACUAG
Messenger RNA from Necator americanus (New World hookworm), 267 nucleotides. RefSeq lists its product as uncharacterized. The transcript has a single exon. Lineage: Eukaryota; Metazoa; Nematoda; Chromadorea; Rhabditida; Ancylostomatidae. Bases 1 to 267 code for a protein of 88 amino acids. The record is from RefSeq and is a predicted model, not a curated record.